This is a messenger RNA of Torulaspora globosa, 1899 nucleotides long. RefSeq names its product gamma-glutamyltransferase (gene ECM38). Gene Ontology annotation, cellular component: plasma membrane; fungal-type vacuole. The transcript has a single exon. Gene Ontology annotation, molecular function: glutathione gamma-glutamate hydrolase. The record is from RefSeq and is a predicted model, not a curated record. NCBI's taxonomy places the organism in Eukaryota, Fungi, Ascomycota, Saccharomycetes, Saccharomycetales, Saccharomycetaceae. Bases 1 to 1899 code for a protein of 632 amino acids. Gene Ontology annotation, biological process: glutathione catabolic process.
AUGCAAUCACCGAGCUCUGGCGGCAAAUUCCUGCAUCGGCGCAUAGCUGCCGUAAUAUUAUCAUUAAUUUCCAUCCUAUCUGUGGCACAGUCACAUCCAGUUACCAACUUUGUCCCUGUACGACCAGAUUUUGGAUCUUUUGAGAAGCUAGACUCUGGUCAUAACAUCGAGAUCGACCCGCUAAGGCGAGAACCGACACUUAAUCCAGAUAAAGAUCUACUCAAAAUUGGCAGACAUGGAGGUAUCAGCUCUGAUUUGCAGCUGUGCAGCAAUCUGACUAUCGAAAAGGUGCUACAGAAAUUUCCGGGUUCAAAUGCUGCGGAUGCUGCCGUGACGCAGGCACUGUGUAUUGGGAUGAUAAACUUCUUCAAUAGCGGAGUGGGAGGUGGUGGAUAUGCUGUUUUCUCUGGAAAACAGGAAAAAGACCACUUAUUCGUCGACUUCAGGGAGCAGGCGCCUGCGGGAUCUCACAAACAAAUGUUUGACGAGUGUCCUGACUGCUCGAAGGUUGGAGGCCUAGCAGUGGGUGUCCCAGGGGAAUUGAAGGGUUUGUACGAGUUGCACAAGUCUAGAGGAAGUGGUCAGGUCGCAUGGGCCGAUCUGGUGACUCCUGUGGCAGAGCUUGGGUACGAGGGUUGGGAAAUUGGCGCGGCGCUGGGUGCUUCCUUGGAGAAGUACGAGCCUUUACUGCUGCAAAUGACCGAAGACUGGUCCUUUGUAAUCAACAGCACCGGUAAUGGCGUGAAAAAGGCCGGUGAUUGGAUUCAGAGACCCGCGCUGUCUGACACUUUAAUGGAACUAGCAAAGAACGGUUCUGCAGAACCGUUCUACGAUCCAAAUCACUGGGUCGCUAGAUCGAUUGUUAAAAGUAUCGGUAAGCAUGGCGGCAUACUAACAAAAGAAGACUUAGCCAACUAUACUGUGUCUGCAGGUAAGCCGUUGUCUCUCAAAAUAAGAUCCGGAUACCAGUAUGCUCCUAAUAACGAUCUGACAGUAUUAACCAGUAGUGGAUCGAGCUCAGGGGCCGCUUUGAUUUCAGCCCUCUCAAUCAUGGAUCAAAUGGAAACUGUAGAAGGUGGGGAUUAUAUGCCUCUCACGUCUUUCCAGUUGAUUGAAGCGAUGAAAUGGAUGGGGAGCGCCCGUAGCAGACUCGGAGACUACGAUGGAGACGAAAUUCCGGCACACAUCAAGGAAGUGCUGGGAAAAGAAUGGAUAGACAAUGCUGCUGGGAAAAUCAAGCAAAAUUGUCUGAGAUCAGAGCCCAAGACUUUCGAGAAUUGGACCUGGUAUAACCCAGCGUAUGAAAUCAAUGAGCCGCAUGGAACAGCCCACUUUAGUAUUGUUGACGGUCUAGGCAAUGCCGUCUCCCUUACGACCACGAUUAAUCUACUGUUUGGCUCGCUAGUGCACGAUCCGGUUACUGGAGUGAUAUUCAACAAUGAAAUGGAUGAUUUCUCGCAACCACACAGAUCUAACAGUUUCGGACUCGCCGCAUCUAUCUACAACUACCCUUCACCAGGAAGAAGACCGCUAUCUUCUGCGGUUCCCUCGAUUAUCUUGAACGAAUUGGGAAUACCUGACCUGGUGGUGGGCGCUUCAGGCGGCUCGACUAUCACGACCAGCGUGCUACAAGCAAUCGUGAGGAGCUAUUGGUACAAUAUGCCGCUUCUAGAAACCAUCGCCUAUCCUCGAGUGCACCACCAACUCCUGCCCGAUGUACUCGAGGUAGAAAACUAUUCGAUGGUUGGUAAGUCAGCAGUAGGCUCUUUCAACAAGAUGGGUUACAGCACCCAGGAGAGGGGUCCAAGAAGCGUUGUCAACGCAAUUCGGUAUUUCAACGGGGAUUGGCAUGCCGUAAGCGACUAUUGGAGGAAAAGAGGCGUAUCAUCCGUGUAUUAA